AUGGAUUCUGUUCCUCCUAAGAAGAGGCGGCUAAUGGAGAGGCUCCCCACCAUCGAGCCCAUGGAGGUGGACCCUCCCGAGAGCGAUGAGGAGCCCAUGGAGGUGGAUCCGCCUCCAUCAGGGCAGAGUCACCAUCAGCCCAUCGCUCUUGGGAAGUGGCAGAGGAGAGCCAGACCCAGAGCCCACCCCUACUACUGGAGUGGCCUGAGGUCCGGUCCACCUCCUGGCAGGGUUGGAAGAUCAUGGCAUGCCUGUCAGUUCAUGGAUGACUGUCAGUUCGAUUUACUAACAGAAAAGCUAGGGGUAGUUGAUGGAGGACUAAAUUACCUCAUUUUUCUAGCAAUAUCGGAAGGAAUCAGCAUUCAUGACAGCAAGCUCUCUUAUUUUGAUUUCCUGAGAGCAAUUGAUGAUGGCAGAGCAUCUAAAUACCAACAGAGACAAAAGCAAGCCACACCACCUGCAAGCUUUGCAACGCACAGCUUAGAGCAGACCCUAAUUAAGAUAAAAGAAAUAGUUGCAUCAUCUUGUGAUUUGUUGUACAAGACAUCAGCAUCCAGCCAUCCUCAGACAACAACAGACUGUUCUGCACCUGUCCCUAACUGGGAAGAAAUAGAAAAUAAGAUAAGAAAGAAUAUCCAGUGUUCCUGGAGAGACAUACUGAAGCUGUGUCAAGAGAAGGAUGUCAGCGAGAUAGGAGAAAUCCCAUUGUCCGACUUCCUAGAUAUAGCAGGGAAGUUCCAUUUGGAGUUAAGCAAAGAAGAAAUUAACCAAAUAACAACAAAAUACGAUAUCAAGAAAAAUGGAAAAAUUGCAUACUAUGACUUCUUUCAGAGCUGUGUCUUGUUGUUAAAACCACAGAAAAGCACGCUGCUACAAAGAGUGAUUAUACCGAAGCCACAAAAACCGAUGAGUCCUGGACCACAGUCUGUGUUGUUCUACAGCACAAUGCUGAGAAUUCAGCCCCAGAUCUUGCACUGUUGGAGACCAAUGAAGCGCACUUUUAAAUCCUAUGACGAAAGUCGUACUGGACUGUUAAAUGUUGCAGAUUUCAGACAAGUUCUUCAUGAAUACAAAAUCAACCUAUCGGAAGAAGAGCUGUUUAACAUUUUGGAAUACUAUGAUAAAACUGUAUCUUCAAAAAUAUCCUACAAUGAUUUUCUCCGGGCAUUCUUACAGUAG
Molecule: messenger RNA, 1179 nt
Organism: Centrocercus urophasianus (Greater sage-grouse)
Lineage: Eukaryota; Metazoa; Chordata; Aves; Galliformes; Phasianidae
Gene: EFCAB6
Product: EF-hand calcium binding domain 6
Exons: 7
Coding region: 1-1179 (392 amino acids)
Cellular component (GO): nucleoplasm
Molecular function (GO): calcium ion binding
Source: RefSeq, a predicted model, not a curated record